GCAACACCGUCUGGCGGGGCGGAAACGAAAGCAGCUCCGGUCUAUUUUCCAGCAUCAUACAUAAACACUGUGGCCAAACCACAGCCUGCUUUCCGAAACUGCUCCUUUUAUCGAGCCCUUAACGCGUCAGGGGCCAACAUGUCCGAGACAUACGACUUCCUCUUUAAGUUCUUGGUGAUUGGCAGCGCCGGGACGGGGAAAUCCUGCCUCCUCCAUCAAUUCAUUGAGAACAAAUUCAAACAGGACUCCAACCACACCAUCGGAGUAGAGUUUGGUUCCAGAGUGGUGAAUGUCUCUGGGAAGACGGUCAAGCUGCAGAUCUGGGACACUGCUGGGCAGGAACGGUUCCGUUCUGUGACACGCAGCUACUACCGCGGAGCAGCAGGAGCGCUUCUGGUCUAUGAUAUAACCAGCCGAGAGACGUACAACGCGCUGACCAACUGGCUGACGGACGCACGCACGCUGGCGAGCCCCAACAUCGUUAUCAUCCUGUGUGGCAACAAGAAGGACCUGGAGGCAGAGCGAGAGGUCACAUUCCUGGAGGCCUCGCGCUUUGCUCAGGAGAACGAGUUGAUGUUCUUGGAGACCAGCGCUCUGACGGGGGAGAAUGUGGAGGAGGGUUUCCUCAAGUGCGCGCGCACCAUCCUCAACAAGAUAGACUCGGGUGAGCUGGAUCCAGAGAGGAUGGGCUCAGGCAUCCAGUACGGGGACGCGUCACUGCGGCAGCUGCGGCAGCCCAGAGGCAGCACGACACAGAACAAGCAGCAGUGCAGCUGCUAGGAACGUGGCCCCCCCUCCCUUAAAGACCUCCCGUGCAGGUCAGUGUUACAGCUCCAGUUGUUUUGGGGUGUCCGCACCUCACAGCACCUGGAUGAGUGGAAAUCACUGACCUUUGACCCUCCGAUAAGACUUGUUUAUGCGUGCCGACACACGCGGGGAUUGUGCGGUCCUUACCAGAUCGUAGUGGACGCGUCUCGGCGCUGUGUAUUCAUGUUUUUCAUUUAAUACAUGCGCGCCUCCUUAUGGUUUUAUAACAUUUGCACUGCUUUUUGUCCCUAAAUUAUUAUUGCCUUUUUCGUCUUUUCAGCAUUUAAAUAUUCACUGUGGCUUUCCAGUGUCCAAAUGCUAAAACAGCAAAUGUUUGGAGGAGGUUUAAGAAGGUGUCUCAUAGCUAAUUCCCACCUCGCCAUCCUAAAUGCACUUUUAGCGGGACUGCUGGCCUUAAUAAAAUGCACAUUGGUGGAUGUACGUCCUUCCCGGGCCCUUUGGCCUCUCUGUUGAUUGCACAGCUCUAACUCACUGGACAUAUGCAAAAGUAUCACUUUUUGUGUUGGACUAAUGAUCCACCAUGCUGAUACGCAGAGGAGGCUGCCAAGUUUGCAUGAAUUAAGAAGAGAAGUUAAUGUUUUUUCCCAGUAAAAUGUCAGCAUUCACGCACAUACACUUUACCAACCGAAGUAUCAGGACACCGUUUCAUUGUUGGACAAGACUUAUGCUUUUUACGUAGAAGCAAGAGUGUCGGAAAGACCCUAUUUAUGGCCUUUCCAGUAAGCCAGGGGUGUCCAAACUUUUUCCACUGAGGAAAUAAUCAAAGCAAGCGGGGGCCAUUUAUUUUAAAAACCAAUACAAUAUAUGUAUAAAAAAUAUACAUUUAGGCCUCCACUCAGGCUUGAUCCCGGGGACCCCAAAUGUGUCAUUAUUCAGUAUUAUUUGUAUUAUUAUUCAAGUUCUAAAUCUCUAGAUCAACAUUAAGUCUAUCUGUCAAUAUGACGUUUUUAAAGAUUUAAGUUGUAUGCUCUUUUUGUCAAAGAAAACCCAUGUUUUUUUAUUGAAAAAAACACAAAAUAUGCAAUAUUUUCACCCAACAAAAUUUUUAAGUAGAAUGUUUGAGAUUAUAUAAUAAUUGGAGCCGGAAAAAGGUCAACAACUCCUAACACCAUUGAUUUUAAUUCACUAUUAUUUUUUGUGCAAUGACCCUUAAAAACAUAACACACUGAUCCAAAACGGUCCUACUCAGUGUUAAAAAAUAAAUUGUAAUUUUUUUUUUUUUACUGCUUACUUUAAACACACUGGGCUCGAUGUUCAACUUCAGAUCUAUCCGUCAAUUAGAAGUUUUUUUUUUCGUUUGUUGUUUUUUUGUUCGUUUUAGGCCAUUCUUUAAAAAAAAAACAGUUCAGUUUUUAUAUGGCAAACACAAAAUAUCCAAAAUUUUGCCCCCAAAAAUAUCUCAAAGUGGAAUAUUUAAUGUGACGUAAUUGGAGCCUUGAAUUGGUCAAUAAUUCAUAAUUGAUUUUGAUUCACUAUUUUUUUUUUUAAAGAAAGAAACAGCCUGCAUGGCAGCUUUGUGUUAUUAGAGUAAACAUUGCAACAUGUUCUUGUUAUAGUUCACCUGUUUUCUCUUUUAUACCACUUUUUAUUUUUUUCCAUAGUAUUUUUGAAAUGUUCUGUGGGGCCGUUAAAAUAUGACCUGCGGGCCGCAAAUGGCCCCUGGGCCGCACUUUGGACACCCCUGCAGUACGCGAAGCAAAGGCCAUAAAAAUAUGCUUUGUUGAGUUUGGUGUGGAAGAAAAAGCCCAUCAAACAUCUGUGGGAUGAUCAGUAAAAAUGCCCACAGACACCCAAAAUGCUAUACUUUGACAUAUAUUCUU
Messenger RNA from Nerophis ophidion (straightnose pipefish), 2648 nucleotides. RefSeq names its product ras-related protein Rab-4B. The transcript has a single exon. The record is from RefSeq and is a predicted model, not a curated record. Gene Ontology annotation, molecular function: GTP binding; GTPase activity. Gene Ontology annotation, biological process: Rab protein signal transduction; regulation of endocytosis. The coding region runs from base 139 to 780 and encodes 213 amino acids. Lineage: Eukaryota; Metazoa; Chordata; Actinopteri; Syngnathiformes; Syngnathidae. Gene Ontology annotation, cellular component: endosome.